This is a messenger RNA of Boeremia exigua, 1973 nucleotides long. RefSeq lists its product as uncharacterized. Gene Ontology annotation, molecular function: oxidoreductase activity. Gene Ontology annotation, biological process: carotenoid biosynthetic process. The transcript is spliced from 2 exons. The record is from RefSeq and is a predicted model, not a curated record. NCBI's taxonomy places the organism in Eukaryota, Fungi, Ascomycota, Dothideomycetes, Pleosporales, Didymellaceae. The coding region runs from base 121 to 1887 and encodes 588 amino acids.
GAGCUCACUUGUCAAAACGUCAUGACUUCGUGAAUUGGGAUGCAUGCGCCACUUAGGACAAUCGCGUAAAGUCGCGUUGUUGCCGCCUGGCCCUGAGAUCGCCAUUCCAACUUCUUCGAGAUGGGUAAACAAGAGCUCGACACGCGCCCCAGUGUAAUUGUUGUUGGUGCUGGUGCUGGUGGUGUUGCGACGGCCGCGCGCCUCGCCCAGGCUGGAUGCAAAGUCACGCUUGUUGAGAAGAAUGACUUCUCGGGUGGAAGAUGUAGUCUGAUACAUCGUGACGGCUACAGAUUCGACCAAGGACCCAGUCUGCUCCUCUUGCCUGAGCUGUUCAAGGAGACAUUCCAGGACCUUGGCACAUCACUGGAAGACGAAGGCGUCCAUCUCGUCAAAUGCAAUCCCAACUACAAUGUUCAUUUCCACGAUGGGACAAACUUCAAGCUAUCAACUGAUAUUGCUAUCAUGAAAGAGGAGGUAGAGCGGUUCGAAGGGAAAGACGGCUUCGAGCGGUAUCUAGGUUUCCUACAAGAGGCACAUCGUCAUUAUGAAUUGUCGGUCAUUCAUGUGCUGAAGCGCAACUUUUAUUCGCUUUUUAGCAUGGUUCGUCCGAGUUUCCUGCGUCACCUGAUUGCCCUGCAUCCUUUCGAGAGCAUAUACACACGAGCUGCAAUCUACUUCCGCACCGAAAGACUACGUCGAGUCUUUACGUUCGCGAGUAUGUAUAUGGGUAUGAGCCCGUUCGAUGCUCCCGGAACGUACAGUCUUCUGCAGUACACGGAACUCGCGGAAGGCAUCUGGUACCCCAUCGGCGGCUUCCACAAGGUCAUUGAGGCUUUAGUCAAUGUUGGAGAGCGCAAUGGCGUCGAGUACAUGUUCAACAGCCCGAUCUCAGGGAUACAGCUCUCCAACGAUGGAAAACGCGCGACAGGAGUAACAUUCCAGGACGGCAGGCCGCCCCUCACAGCAGAUUUGGUCGUUUGUAACGCAGAUCUGACAUACGCCUAUAACGAGCUUCUUCCAAAUUCUAGUUACGCAAAAUCCCUCCAGGGCCGCAAGGCCUCGUGUUCGAGUAUAUCGUUCUACUGGGCGCUUGACAAGCAAUUCCCCGAACUUUCAGCACACAACAUCUUCCUCGCUGAAGACUACAAGGAGUCCUUCGACAGCAUCUUCAAGAAGCAUCUCAUCCCCGAUCAACCCAGCUUUUACGUCAACGUGCCUUCUCGCGUUGACUCCUCUGCAGCACCCAAGGGCUGCGACUCCCUCGUCGUCCUUGUCCCCGUCGGCCACCUGGAAGACUACGGCUCGGACACGCACAAGGGCUCUCAAAGCACCCCAGGACGCACCCAAGAUUUCAACGCCAUGGUGGAAAUGGCGCGCGACACGAUCCUCAAGACCAUCGAAGCCCGCCUCAACAUCAACGUUCGCGCGCACAUCGUCAACGAAGUCCUCAACACUCCUGUGACCUGGAAAUCGACGUUCAACCUCGACCGCGGCGCGAUUCUGGGCCUCUCGCACUCGUUCUUCAAUGUCCUUGCUUUCCGUCCCAAGACCAAGCAUGCUUCGAUCGAGGACUUGUACUUUGUGGGCGCGAGCGCGCACCCGGGAACUGGUGUGCCGAUUGUGCUCGCGGGCGCGAAGCUGGUCAGCGAUGAGAUUCUGGCAAAGCUGAGGAUGGAGCCGAAGCUUAUGGAUCAGGGAGAGGCAGCGACAAUGAGGGAGGAGUACAGGGUUAUGCGCAAGUGGGGAGUUCCGCUGAAGAGCCAUUUGGAUGUGCAGAGUAAGACGACGUACUCGAUUUGGCUGCAGUGGUGGGUGCCGGUCUUCCUCACACUGGUAGCAAUCUAUCUGUGGAGUGGGACAAGUCAAGGUGUCAGUAUUCUGUCGUGAGCGUACCACAUUCACGGAGGAGAAGGUUCUGUUUAGACUUGUUCUAGUAGUCGGGGAGUUCAUGUCCGUAAUUCUAAUGCAUCAAC